AUGAAAUUGUAUGAUCGAGAUGCUGAUAAUGCUGAACUUGUACAAACUUCUAAAAUUUCAGAAGUUCAUAGAAAAGUAAAAGGACGCAUAAAUCCCGUAAUCGUUACUUUUCAAAAUGGAGAAAUAAAUUCUGAUCAAACGGAAAAUAUGAAAGUUAACCUUUUACCCAAUGAUUUUGGUAAUACACAAAUCGAAGUAGAAACGAAUUACGGUCAUAAAUUUGUACAAACUAAUACAAAAGAGGAGUCACGUGCUACACAAUUUUUAGCAAUAAGAAAUAAAAAAACAAAUAAAAUGAGAAUAGUUGAAGUUGAUUCAGCUCUCUUAAUUAAUUCUGAACUCCUUCAUGUUAAAAAUAUUGAAAAUUCAAGCUCUUCUAAAAGUAAAGAAGAUGAUUAUAAUAAAUUAAAUAAAACAUUCGGUGGUAAAAAAAUCAAUGCAAGGUUGGAGAAAAAAGAAUUAUUGAAUUUAAAUUCUGCAUUAGUUAUCGAAGAUAUGAAAGAUAUUGUUGAUGGAAUGGUAAAGACAAAUGAUAAUGAUAUUACAUUAUCUCAAACUAUUGAAACUGAAAGUAUCACAGAUUUAUUACCCCCAUGUAAUAGAUCUGCUACAAAUGUACAUGAUGUGUACAUAUUAUCGAAAAUAUUAAAUUCUGAAGAAUUGAAUGCACUUAAGGAAGAAAUAUUAAAGGAAGAUUUCGAUACAAAAUCAUAUUCGGAAUUUUUCAUUACUUGUUUAGCACAAAUUCAAAAUGAAAAAUCAAAUAAUUAUGAAACAAAUUUAGCUGGGAUUUUUUAUGCUGAAUUAUUAAUAAAAUUUUUAAAAAUACCCAGUAAACAAUUGAAAAAUAAAAAUACAAAAUUUGAUAAUUGUCCACCGAUUAUUUAUACAAAAUUAAUUAAAGAAUUUUGCAUUACAACAGGAAACACAGUGUAA
This is a messenger RNA of Pediculus humanus corporis (human body louse), 936 nucleotides long. RefSeq names its product DNA-directed RNA polymerase I-associated factor 53 kDa subunit, putative. The coding region runs from base 1 to 936 and encodes 311 amino acids. Gene Ontology annotation, molecular function: DNA binding. Gene Ontology annotation, biological process: nucleolar large rRNA transcription by RNA polymerase I; RNA polymerase I preinitiation complex assembly; transcription elongation by RNA polymerase I. Gene Ontology annotation, cellular component: RNA polymerase I complex. NCBI's taxonomy places the organism in Eukaryota, Metazoa, Arthropoda, Insecta, Psocodea, Pediculidae. The record is from RefSeq and is a predicted model, not a curated record. The transcript is spliced from 5 exons.